Messenger RNA from Aspergillus alliaceus, 1518 nucleotides. RefSeq names its product FMN-binding negative transcriptional regulator. The record is from RefSeq and is a predicted model, not a curated record. The transcript has a single exon. NCBI's taxonomy places the organism in Eukaryota, Fungi, Ascomycota, Eurotiomycetes, Eurotiales, Aspergillaceae. Bases 315 to 1238 code for a protein of 307 amino acids.
CGCUAGUCCCGUGAUACCUUCGAAGCUCUGGCCAUACAUUUGAGUCCAGCUUUCUACCUGCAACUUCUGUUCUAAGCGCUCAGUGGCACACAAGGAAGAAAUUUUGACGAAAUGCCUAAACUUCUUUACAUGAUUGACCUCUUACUAUGUCACGCCCUGUGGCCCACCGUUGACUGUAGCUCGGCCCCAUGCGCCAAUCAGAAAACGAUCAUUUCUCACUCGGAGAUCCCGAUACCCCUCGAUUUACGUAUAAAAGUUUUUCAUGCUUAAAUGCUAAAAGUUCGGAUCAGAUUGCUAUUUGAGUGUGUCGGGUGAUGACUCACCACGCCAUAGAAUAUAUAAAUAUGUCUGGAACCCCUCAGUACUUUCUGAGCAACCUAACCACAAUCUCAGCCUUGUUAGGCCUUAAUUAUUCGUUCAUUCUUUAUUUACCUAAUUCAAUCACUAUUAUCAAACAAGACGCCAUGUAUCUCCGUGCAAUUCACGCAGAGACAUCGAUCAAAGCUCUUUUUGAGCUGAUCCAAAACAGUCCCCUAGGCGUGGUCACCACCGCCAUUCCCUCCACUACACAGCACUUCUUACAGUCAAGUCACAUUCCCUGGGUACUGGACAUCAUCUCCGACGACCCCAAUGCGCCAGUAAAAGGAAAGCUGCGUGGCCAUAUGGCCAGGGCAAACCCUCACAGCAAGACUAUGAUCGAUGCUCUGAACGAGGCUGGUCUACCAUCCGCCUCCCCGCUGCAACAAGAAGUCCAGGUUCUGUUCACCACGACGACGAACCAUUAUGUGACUCCCAAGUUUUACGCCGAGACCAAACCCACCACCGCCAAAGUGGUCCCUACCUGGAACUAUGCUGCGGUUCAGGUCCAUGGCAAGGCUACGAUCUACCAUGACAGCUCGGCGCCCGAGACCUCGGAAUACCUCUCCAAGCAGAUUCAUGAUCUUUCCGAACUUUGCGAAACAUCAAUCAUGGGCUAUACCGGACAGGGAGAUAAGCCGGAAUCGUGGAAAGUGACCGAUGCGCCGGACCGGUAUAUCGAUAUGAUGAAGAAGAGCAUCAUCGGUAUUGAGAUCAUCAUUGAGGAUAUCGGCGGCAAGUAUAAGAUGAGCCAGGAAUCGAGCAAGGGGGACCGAGACGGUGUUAUUGCUGGUUAUGAGAACCUUGGGACCGAUAUUGGUCGGGACAUGGCUGCUCUGGUGCGGGAACGGGGCGAGAUGAAAGAUGCGGCCAAGAAGUAAGAUGUUAUUAUGUCGUAACCAACUAGAACAAUACCCUUAGAAUUAUUCGUUAUUAAAAACUCCUUUUAACGACACUAUUGUUUUCUUGAAAUACUUCUCAGUCGAAGCUUACGUAGGCAAUCUCAGAAUUGGUGGCCUAAGCGUCGUUUUCUCCCAUUCUAGUAAAUUCGAAUACCCAUGUAAAAAAUGGAAAAUCGUAAAAGACGAAAGCAUUUAUAGCAGCCUCUACAUCGUUUUCGUGGCAAGUACUGGGCACAUAACUCAACGAAGUAACGAAAUA